GAUGUAUGAAAUCCAAGAUCCCAAUUCACAAGUUUCCAUUGAAGGUCAAGGAGAAAAGUAUGAAAAUCAAGGGUACCCCAAUUUACAUGGAACUCAUUGGAGAGGUCCAAACUACUGAUUGUGAAGGAGGAAAUAUUUAAAAAUGGGGCUGUUGUGGAAGUCAGCAACGAUGAGAAAAGGCUACGAGGGUUCAUGGUUCAAGGCUAAAAUAAUUGAGUCUUUAGCUGAUGACAACUUUUGGGUCGAAUACAAAGACCUCGUAACCAAAGAUGAAGUUUCCCAACCAUUGAGAGAAAAAGCAGAGCGAAGACAUAUUAGGCCUGAGCCUCCUUUGGUUCCACCAGAAGACAAAUUUAAGUUUUCAGAGAAAGUGGAUGCAUGGUACAAUGAUGGCUGGUGGGAGGGUGAAAUUUCAAAGGUUUUACCUUUCUCGAGUUAUAAUGUAUACUUCAAACACACAAGGGAAGAGAUUACAUUCUCAUCUUCUCAUAUUUGCGGCCUCAUCGAGACUGGAUUAAAGGAAAGUGGUCUAUUCCUCCUGCUUCUCAUACCAUUCAUACUCAGAAACAGGUAUAUAGUUCAGCAACACUAAUGCAGAGAAGUCUGAACCCAA
Messenger RNA from Cannabis sativa, 613 nucleotides. RefSeq names its product protein AGENET DOMAIN (AGD)-CONTAINING P1-like. NCBI's taxonomy places the organism in Eukaryota, Viridiplantae, Streptophyta, Magnoliopsida, Rosales, Cannabaceae. The transcript is spliced from 2 exons. The record is from RefSeq and is a predicted model, not a curated record. Bases 143 to 592 code for a protein of 149 amino acids.